GGGCCGUCUCCGGUGUGCCCUGCGUGGUGUCGGGUGCCAUACAGAGCCUUGGAAUACCAGGAAGAUGGUUGAAGAUCCGAAAAGAAAACUGCUCAUUGUUCUUGCUGUCCUCUUGCUGCCCAGACCAGUACAAACAGGGAAUACAGACAGACUCUCAGGGCAUCAUCACUGCACUGACUUCCAGACAGCCAAUUUCCUACGGGGCAGCAAACUUAAGGUCCAGUUUCUUCUGUUCACUUCCUCGAGCCCCAGCUGUGGAGAGCUGAUUUCAGCUGAUGAUGGCAUCAAGAACUGCAGUUUCAACAGCAGCCUGAAAACCAAAAUCAUCAUCCAUGGCUUCAGGGCUUUGGGUACCAAACCUUCCUGGAUUGAAGGGCUUGUCCAAGCCAUACUGCACACCAGCCAGGUGAAUGUGAUCGCAGUAGACUGGGUUUAUGGGUCUACAGGAGCCUAUCCCUCCGCAGUGGAAAAUGUCACACAGCUGGCCCUCACCAUCUCACAGUUCAUCAGCAAGCUCCUGGCCCUGGGAGUCUCAGGAACAUCUAUCCACAUCAUUGGGGUAAGCCUUGGAGCACAUGUUGGGGGCCUGGUGGGGCACUUCCAUGGCGGUCGCCUGGGACGGAUAACAGCCCUGGAUCCUGCAGGCCCUAAGUACACCAGAGCCAGCCCCGAGGAACGCCUGGAUCCUGGGGAUGCCCUCUUUGUGGAAGCCAUUCAUACUGAUGCUGACAAUUUCGGGAUCCGCAUUCCAGUAGGCCACAUCGAUUAUUUUGUCAAUGGAGGCAAAGAUCAGCCAGGAUGCCCCCGAUUCAUCUCUGCAGUCUAUAACUUUCUGAUCUGUGAUCACAUGCGAGCAGUACAUCUCUACAUCAGUGCCUUGAACCACGCCUGUCCCAUCUUGGGGUUCCCCUGUGCAAACCAUCAAGAUUUUCUAAAUGGUCAUUGCCUGGACUGUGCAGAACCCUUCCUGUCUUCCUGUCCCAGAAUAGGCCUGCUGGAGCAGGCAGGUGUCAACAUGAGCAGGCUGCCACAGGAAGUGAAAGUUUUUUUAAUGACCAGUCCUUCAGCCCCAUUCUGCGUCUACCACAGCCUGGUUGAGUUCCACUUGCAGAAGAAAAGAAACAGAGUCACCAGCAUUGAGAUCAGUUUCAGCAGUAACAGCACCAAGGACACAGCCAAGAUCACCAUACCUAAGGACCAGGAGACAGGCAAACAGCUGCUAGCCCACCAAGUUCCCCUCUGCCAGAUCACCAGAGUGACCCUGAAGUACAUCCCCAAGAAUAAUUUUUGGAGCAAGGAUGAGCCAUGUGUUGUUGGCAAGUUCUGUGUAGCGCCAUUGCCUCUCAAUAGCAGCAGGACAAUGUCAUGUCUGCCCUGGAGCCUCACCCUCCCCAGCAAAACAGACAUCUCGUAUGAACUGCCUACUGCUUGUGCCUAGCUCUGCCUUCAGGAUACAGAGAAUCAGAAAGGAGUCCUAAACCUUUUGCUGCUCUCUGCUUCCAGAUGAUACUUUCAACAUAGAACUGGAUGAGUUUUUUACUCCCUGCAAUAUGGGCAAGAUGUCAAGGAAAAGAAGUGCGUGGCAGAUUGACAAAUACAAGAUUAACUGGUUACAGCAAAAUCUUGCAGUCAAAAGACUGGCUUGACACUUUCGUCUCACAGGUUCUGUACCCAGCUCUCAAAGUGAGACAGGAAAGUCAUUUAAUCUCAAGGUUUGAAUCAGUAUAAAAGAAAGAGUGGAUAAUAUCACUCUUUUUGUAGUGGGAGUAUUAGUAUAAUUCAUUAGUGUUUUAUAUGAAACUGUCUUGAAAUCUUCAUAUUAAAGGUGAGAGGUAUUAUUUUUCCUCAGCCAGGGGAAACUGUGUAGUCCAAGUUUGGCACAGGAAGGAGUCAUUCUUAGGCAGAGUUACAAUGAGAAACUGGGGAAGCUUAUGAGACAAAUCCCAUUGCAGCUGGAUUUGGAAGAGGCCCUCCAUCUCUACACCAUUUUCAUUAAGGCAUUGUCCUUCCUACCAAUGGCUGCUCUCUUUACAGAUGUUUUGUAUCCAUUCCUUUUUUCAUUUGAUGUUUGUGCAACCUUAGGUCACACCCCCUUGAGCACACACGAAAAAAGGGUUCUUGCCUACACCUGCUCCCAAUCUCAAUUCCUUCUCAUUCUUAUUUCAAGAAUCAAUGCAAACAACCAACCAGAAGUCUUUUUUCACCAGGUUCAUUUAGAAGUUGUGCUUGUCAUAAAUAAGAAAUCAUAACUCCUGGAAAAUUAAUUUCUGGUCUUACUAGAGUGGAUGCCCAGUGAUAUGCAUAUCAUCAAACUCUCCAUUGCAAGUCCUUUACCAAAGCUGUCAACAGGCCCAUUUCCCCUUGCCCUAUCCACUCUGUGCCUUGAGAUCACUUUAAGUGAUCGCCCUCUUCAAUUCCUCCCUCCCUCCAGCUGUUUUCUCCCUCUUCAAAUUCUCAAACACCAGAAUUUUCAUCUCUGACUUUAAUGGGAAUCAUUGAAUCAAAGGGAACACAGAGUGUGCAAGCAGGCUGGUAUUGCUUGCAGGAUAUUGGUGCACUUUGGUGACAGAGCUGCUGACAACCUCAGAGAGGCAGGACUAGAAAA
This is a messenger RNA of Ficedula albicollis (Collared flycatcher), 2605 nucleotides long. It is a transcript of the gene PLA1A, whose product is annotated as phospholipase A1 member A. Gene Ontology annotation, molecular function: carboxylic ester hydrolase activity; lipase activity. Gene Ontology annotation, biological process: lipid metabolic process. Bases 65 to 1438 code for a protein of 457 amino acids. Lineage: Eukaryota; Metazoa; Chordata; Aves; Passeriformes; Muscicapidae. The transcript has 12 exons. The record is from RefSeq and is a predicted model, not a curated record.